AUGCUGUUCCCACGAUGGUUUGCUGCAAGCUUUUGUGAAGUAGAGCCGGGCAGAUGGGAGCGCGAGGCUGCUUUGGCAACUCUGGUGGCGGCUCUAGGAGGUUUGCGCGUGGGCGGGUGCUUGAUCCUGCACAGUCCCCACAGAGGGCAAUCACUAGCUGGACUCGUGCAGCACCUUUUCGAGCGCACCGAACUUGUUGCAGUCCCUCGAAAUUCUGCUGGAGAGCCGGAGGUGUUUCUUGUGGGUUGGCAGUUUCGUGGGGUGCAGCCGGCUCUUCUUCAAGCGCUGUCUGGUGCGGUGAGCAAGGAGCUGUCGGCCAAGCAGAGUCCAGAGCUCGUGGAUGCGGCGCUUCUCCAUCCAAGCCUGUCAGGCCGGCUGGAGGCGUGGCAGCGCCUUGUUGCCGAGGGGCCUCGAUCUGCCCCGAGGACACUUGCCUCGAUGCCGGUACAGCUGCACCUGCUUUGGGGCCACUGCCAUGAGUCGCUGCUUCAAGGACCUCCAGGUGCAACAGGAGCGCAGCAACUCGACUUCACACGGCUGGCUCAGCGUCGCCAGCGACUUUGGUGUACAGAGGCACCUGCCGCCAAGCGAGCUCGCCUCACCCCAGUUCCACCCAGCGAAAAAUGCCGAAGUUGGUGCCAAGGAUGGCGACAGAUGAUGCGGAGCCGUGAAGCAGACCGCGUGCUGUUGCAGACCUUGGAGGUUUCUGCCGAAGCUGCGGUUACAGCAGCAAAGCUUUGGUGGAAGGAAGUACGGCUGCAACCACCCUGGACGCUGGUCCAUUCCACGUUUGCCGAACCCCAAAAGCUCUACGCGGGGAUCUCGGCUCGGUUGGAACGCGAAGAGCGUGGAGGCGUGGAAGUCGCACGGCUCCCUGAUGAAGCACCACCGCUUCUAGCUGCUUUCAUUGACCUCUUGGCUACGUGGUUGCCGAAGCGGCUGUCCAAAGGAGGAGAGGCCCUGGCAUGCCAGCAAUGCUUCUGUGUGAUGCUACCUGGUGGAGAUGAGACGGUCCCCACGUGGCUGCGAAACGAGAUGGGCAUGUCACAGUGCCAUGCUCUUCGAGUGACACCCGAUGGCUCUGCAGCUGCCCGAGGUCAAGCGGACCUGACUCUGGUGGAGCUGUGCCCGGAUCCAGACUCACACCCCAGCUGUGAGCUUGCCGGCCUUGAAUGCCAGCCUGCCUGGCGUCGAGAUGCUGUGGGGGCUAUCACGAUGGCCUUCCGUGCUGUUGCUCCAGGAGGCGACAUGUUCCUCCAGCUUCCUAGCCUGUUCACGCGCUUCACCGCGGGAGUGUGCUGGCUGAGUUUGUGUUUUAUCGUAUCUCGUAUCGACACUGAGAUCAGCUCCAAGCACGGCUGCACGUGGCUGAUAUGCAGCUCCUAUGUCCUCGACUCGGCUGGAAGACCACUCCCCGGAAUGGCAUGCACCCGAAUGCUGAAGAACGACAUGCCCAACUCCCUGAACGAACUGAAAAAGGCUCUGCAGGUGCCAAAGUCUCCGAGCCAUUCUCGGCAAAAUUCGGCAACUUACAAACUGCUCGAACUGUUGAAGACUGUUGAAGUCAAGUUGCGCCAAGCACGGUGUGCAAAAGCCGCUCAGCAGCAACUUCUGAAGAGCUUAGCCGGCCGGGCGCACUGCGAGCCUCCCAUCCUUUCGGGGGUGGUUCCAAAUGCAAAUCUCGGCCUGGCCUGUUUUGCCGAAGUGGGAGAGCUGUUGGACGACGCUAGGCCUGUCGAAGAAUUCAUGGUUGAAAAAGACCAGGUGGGCAUGAUCGCAGUGGUACUGUAA
Molecule: messenger RNA, 1791 nt
Organism: Symbiodinium natans
Lineage: Eukaryota; Dinophyceae; Suessiales; Symbiodiniaceae
Source: the annotation of a GenBank genome assembly